Vespa velutina is the source of this 3395-nucleotide messenger RNA. Its product is annotated as cysteine sulfinic acid decarboxylase. The record is from RefSeq and is a predicted model, not a curated record. Gene Ontology annotation, molecular function: pyridoxal phosphate binding; carboxy-lyase activity. The transcript is spliced from 9 exons. Gene Ontology annotation, cellular component: cytoplasm. The coding region runs from base 270 to 1745 and encodes 491 amino acids. Gene Ontology annotation, biological process: carboxylic acid metabolic process. NCBI's taxonomy places the organism in Eukaryota, Metazoa, Arthropoda, Insecta, Hymenoptera, Vespidae.
GCUAUCGUUUACAAAGAGUCAUCCAAUAUUUUUCAAGGCUCGUUUUAUAUACAGAAUAAAAAGGGUUAUCUCAACUGAAGAAUCCUAUACAGGCUUGUACCUCGAAGCUGUUUCGCGCGUUAAACGUUACAUAUGUAAUUCUUACACACACACACACACACACACACACACACACACACACAAACACACGCUACGUUAAAUAUGUUUUGUAAGAAUAAUGGGGCUCUCUCGCUUCGAGAUACUCGACAGUACUCAGUACGACUUUCACGAUGGCAGAGACUGGUAGUUCUAACGGUACCAUCAAAUUGCUCGAGGAUCUCUUAAGGAUUCUCAAAGAGGAAAAGCUCUUCGAUGCGAGAUGCGAUCAAUCGGUGAUUAAUUUUCGUCAUCCAAAGGAUCUCAAGAAUAUAAUAUCGUUAACGUUAAAGGAGGACGGUGCUAGUUCCGAGGAAAUCGAUAUUAUCGUACGACAAAUAAUCAAAUAUUCGGUGAAAACAUUUAGUCCGAACUUUCACAAUCAACUUUUCGCGGGUGUAGACGAAUAUGGAAUGGUUGGUUCUUGGCUCACCGAGAUUUUUAAUACGGGCCAAUAUACGUUCGAAGUAGCACCGGUAUUUACGUUGAUGGAACAUGAAGUGUUAGAGGAAUGUUUAAAGCUCGUUGGAUAUCCAUCGAUACCAGAGGCCAAUGGUAUUUUAUGUCCAGGUGGUAGUUUAUCCAACAUGUAUGCAAUAGUAAUGGCCAGGUAUAAGAUAUUACCUGAAAUCAAGAGAAUGGGAUGCAGUGGUUUUCCACCUUUGGCAUGCUUUUCCAGCGAAGAAGGUCAUUAUUCUAUAUUAAAAGCUGUUCAUUGGUUGGGUAUUGGGACCGAGCACGUUCACAAGAUCAAGUCCGAUCAGUUAGGAAAAAUGUUACCGGACGAUUUGAAGAGAGCGAUUAACGAGGCCAGGGCCAAUGGGGAAUUACCAUUUUUUGUUAAUGCAACGUGCGGUACCACGGUUCUGGGUGCUUUCGAUCCAUUGCCAGAAAUAGCAAGGAUCUGCGAGGAAGAGUCCCUUUGGAUGCACGUUGACGCAUGCCUAGGUGGAACUUUAUUGCUUUCCGAAAAGUAUCGUGAACGUUUGCGUGGAAUUGAAUUAUCCCAUUCGGUAGCUUGGAAUCCGCACAAAAUGCUCGGUGCACCCCUUCAGUGUUCUAUAUUUUUGGCGAAGGGUAAGGAAGCGUUGCACAAGACCAAUUGCGCUGGUGCUAAGUAUCUCUUUCAACAGGAUAAAUUUUACGACGUAUCCUGGGACACAGGCGACAAGAGCGUUCAAUGUGGUAGAAAGGUAGACGCCAUGAAAUUUUGGCUUAUGUGGAAGGCACGAGGUACCAGCGGUUUGAGAAAAUCGGUCGACAUCGCAAUGUCCGAGGCUGAAUAUUUUUUCGAUAGAAUAAAAUUGUUGGAUGGUUAUAGGCUCGUAUUGCCGAGUUACGAAUGCUGUAACAUAUGCUUUUGGUACGUACCACCUAGUAUGCGCGGCCAAGAGGAGACCGAUGAUUGGUGGCAAAAAUUGUACAAAGUUACAACAUUGAUUAAAGAACGAAUGAUUCUCGAUGGCACCCUUAUGAUCAGUUACAUGCCCCUGGCGUCUAAAAAUCUAGGAAAUUUCUUUCGUAUGGUCGUCACCUGUCAACCACCACCUACGCAUGCUUCCAUGGAUUAUGUCAUCGAUCUAAUCGAGAAGUAUGGAGCGAAUUUGUAAGAAAAAAGAAAAAAAAGGACAAAAAAGAACACACACAGGAUUUCUCCACGUCUUAUUCCUCCGUCCAUCUUUUUCUUUCACCUGCUAAUUCUUUUUACAAUUAUUUCACUUUGUUCUCCUUUUGUUUUCUUAUUUUCUUUUCCCCCAUCCUUUUUAUAUCACUUAUCACAUCUUCCUUUCUAUCAUUUUGUCGUCCUACGAAGAAUAAUAAAUACAUUAUGUUAAUUAUAACGAAUGAUGAUUUCAUGAUCAUUUCGUUUCCCAAAGAAUUCCGAAGGAUCAUUCGAUCGGUAGGUACAAAUAAGAAUAAUAAAAAGAAUUAGACUCGUAGCAACGACUAAGGGAAAUAUUGUCUUUAUUAAUGUAAACGUUUGGCCAGUGUUUUGGCGGUGGGGCUUGGGAGAUAUCGCGGGGAAAGGAAUUGGCGGGGGCGGGUGGAGUACAAAUAUUUGUUAAUAUUUUAUCUGCAUUAAAGAGCUUAGAAGAAUAUCGAUGUAAAAAUUAAAGACCGCCGAGAUCUUUCUAACAGUCUAAUCGUAACGAAAGUAUAUCUUCCAUUUGUUUCUUUCUUUCUAGCAUACUUUCUCUUUCUCUCUUCUUAAUUACUCCUAGUCAAGUACGGAGAGUUUUAAUCAUUUUUUAAAAAGGAGUUGUUAAAUAACAUGCAACCAUUACAAAAUGCAAUCGUUAUUAAGUUCUAAUUCGACAUUUUUCUCGCUUAAAAUCAUCAAUCACGACAGGCAAUAAGGCAUAUCGUUUUUCCUUCUUUUUUUGCGCGAUUGUUCCCUUAAAUGUAAUUCAAAACUCGCAUUUACGACUCAAUAUGAGCCAAUAGCAAAACGUAACUCAGGCGAAAGCCAAUGUAAAGUUACGUGUAUAUAUAUGUGUUUGUAUACAUAUAUAUAUAUAUAUAAAAGUAAUAUUUUUUUUAAAACGCGUCCUAUAUGUACAAACUCAUGGCACUACGUUAUUCGGUAUCAAAAAAUCCUCUUUCUUCUUUCUAUCAUGAAGAAAUAAAAAAAAAAAAAAAAAAAACAAAAAAUAACAAAAAAAAAAAAAAAAGAAAAAGAAGAAAAUAUUCGUUAAUCUAUCGUAUGUAUGUACAUCCCUUACGUUUGACGAAACCUCAGCCUCGAUUGGUUUAUAAAACGCCUGAAACUUCUUUGUACAAAUAUAGAUUCCAAAUACAUAUUUAUCAUAUCAAAGACACAUUCUAUUCACUCGCUUUAUAACACGCACAUUCGUAUCACAGACGUACACGCACACGCACACGGUUUUUUCUUUCACGUAUUUACAAGAAAAAAUAAAAAAUAAACUAUAUGUAAAUAUUCUCUCGUAAAAAAUAGUUGUCCCAUAUUACACGUUAUAUAUAUCAAUCGAAUGUUCAACCGUCUAAGGCGUUUACAUGAUAAUCUCCAUAAGAUUAGGCUUCUCGGGGUUUAUUCAUUCGUUCUCGUGAUAAAAAAGUGUACGAGAUUAAACUCGUCGUUAAUUUUUUUUCUUCUUUUUUUCUUAUCAAACGCAAAUCCAACGCGUUAUCGAUCUUAUUAUAAGUAAUUAGUUUAAUUAAGUAGAUACUCUGCAAAAAGUGCACUUAACGUAUUGCUUUUACGUUCUUGUAUAAAACGAUAAUAUACCCGAUAUAUUUUU